Molecule: messenger RNA, 990 nt
Organism: Nanorana parkeri
Lineage: Eukaryota; Metazoa; Chordata; Amphibia; Anura; Dicroglossidae
Product: olfactory receptor 6N1-like
Exons: 1
Coding region: 1-990 (329 amino acids)
Biological process (GO): G protein-coupled receptor signaling pathway
Cellular component (GO): membrane
Molecular function (GO): olfactory receptor activity; G protein-coupled receptor activity
Source: RefSeq, a predicted model, not a curated record
AUGGAGAAUAUUUCCAUGAUCGGCACUCAAUUUAUCCUAGUGGGCCUUGCCGAGUUGGCGGACGUUAAGUACCUUUCAUUCCUAGUCCUUGCCAUCUACAUUGUCGUCAUGGCGUUGUGUUCGCUGAUUGUGUUCGUCACCUGGACUGAGGAAACCCUCCAUGAGCCCAUGUACAUUUUCAUCGCCAACCUCAUGCUGGCGGACAUGUAUGGAAGCACGGCCAUAAUGCCCAAGCUGAUCAUUGACUUGAUGACGGGGUGUGUCACCAUUUCGUUUACAGGAUGCUUGGCCCAGGGCUUCUUUCUCCAGACCUUUCCAGGCGCCGAAAUUUUUACCUUCACUGCCAUGGCGUACGAUCGUUACUUGGCCGUCGGCCACCCGUUGAGGUACCCCAUGUUGAUGAACAACAAGAGGGCUUUCAACAUUCUGGUGGGGAUAUGGAUCUAUGUGUAUGUAGGGAUAUGUGCGAUUGUGGUCAUAGCGUCAAGGCAAACUCUGUGUGGUGUGCGCAUCAACAGCGUGUUUUGUGAAACCAUUUCCCUUACACACUUGUCCUGUGGGAACAACACACUCGGCAUAGUCUUUGGCUUUACAUGGACCAUGCUCAUGAUAGUUGGUUGUGUGUGUGUUGUAGUUUACUGCUAUAUAAGGACAUUUCUUGUCUGUCUUAAAAUAUCUCAGGAAGCGUGCGAGAAGGCCAUCCACACCUUGGUGACGCACAUCAUCGCCUUCUUCACGUUUUUGGCUUCGAGUUUAUUUACCGUUUUCAGAUACAGGAUCAAAGGUGAGUCCCUUACUUUCCUCUCCCACCUAAUAACGUCCAUCGCGGGACUCGCGUCUUUCACCCUGAACCCCGUCAUCUACGGCAUCAGGACAGAAGCUCUCAGGACUAAAAUGAGUCAGAGGUUGAAGAGCAUGAAGUCUUUUAUCUGGACCUGGACAAGGAAACAGACAGACCAAUAUCUCCAAAGACAUAAGUGCGGGAGGUGA